AUGGAAGGUUAUUUAUUGAAAUGGGUUAAUCCAUUUUAACGAUGGUAAAAACGAUAUUUUAUACUUAAUGAUAAUAUACUUACCUAUUGUGAUCAACCAGGAGGCAGAUCAAAAGGACAGAUACAUCUUAAAGUAGCAGGAAUAAAUGAAAGUAAGGAUGAUACUUUAAGAAUUAUUAUUAAUACAGGAACAGGUUAGAUUUUAUUGAAAGCAGCAAAUAUUGAUGAAAAAAAUAAGUGGUUGAUUGCAUUAAAGAAAAAUUAGGAGUAUUGUUAAAGACAUUAAGUGUUUAAUUAUGGUUAAAGAAUUUAAGAACUUUUAACAGAUAUAUGGAGCAAUUUUGCAUUAUUUGAUGAAUAAUUGACAUACCUUCAAGAAAAGGCUACUUUAAGCAUGUAUAAAGAAAUCAGUAACAUUAUUGAUAUAGGAUAAUACUUAAAAAAUGGAAUUACCUUAUGUUGUACAUUAAUAGAAGAAGAAAAAAUAAAAUUAUAUGGGGAAUCUGAUACAAUAUAUGAGAGUUUUGAUUUUGAGAAUGAAAUUCCAUUAAAUACUUAAACAUCUAAUUAUACAAUAAGAUAAGAAGAAUACAAAUAAAAUUAAUUAGAAAAUAUGAACUCCCAUCAAUUUUUAGAAACUAUCAAACUAUUGAAUCCAAUCAAAUAUAAUAAUAUUAAAUACAAUAGAGUUUAUUCUAGAUUAAGUAUCACUAAUGAAGCAACAAGGAAAUGUUUACCUUACAAAUAAGAUCCAGAUGAGAAGUUUGCAUUCUGGCCAUUUUUAAAAGAGUGUAUAGGAAAGGAUCUUACUAGAAUACCAAUGCCACGUAUACUUAUGAAAGUCUAAUUUAGUAUUANACUAUCACUGA
Paramecium pentaurelia is the source of this 868-nucleotide messenger RNA. Lineage: Eukaryota; Ciliophora; Oligohymenophorea; Peniculida; Parameciidae. The record is from the annotation of a GenBank genome assembly.